Theobroma umbraticum is the source of this 2797-nucleotide messenger RNA. The record is from RefSeq and is a predicted model, not a curated record. Lineage: Eukaryota; Viridiplantae; Streptophyta; Magnoliopsida; Malvales; Malvaceae.
AAAGUGUAAAACUCUUGUACCUUUUAUGGGAAAAACAGAAUUAAUGUGAUUUCCAAGGAAAGUAUUUGACUCUUUAUUCACACAAUUGUUAUAGCAGGAUCAUGUCCUUUGCCUAUGGAGUGCUAGUUUAGUGUUUUAUGCUUGGUCAGAACUUUACCAUUUGUUUUUUAUUCCUUUCACAGAUAUAAGGUGAAAAGAUAAGAAAUAUAGGAAACAAAUGAGGGAAUUAUAAAACAGAGAAAUAAAAUUUCUAAUUGUUUGAAUUGGAGAGAAUUAAAAUUAUGAGGAAUCUCCUCAGCGAGUUUUGGUCAUCUCUAAAUCUCUCUACUUUUAAAGAGAUGCAAACGUGUGAGAGGAAUUGUAAGUAACAGUGAUUUAGAAGGGGAAAUAUGGAGAGACUAGAGAUCAGUGGAAAAUUUAGAGGGUAAAAAGGAAAGAAACGUAGGGAAUUGGAGAGAAAUUGUAGAAUUAGGGAGAGAGAACCACAGAGAAUCCAUAAGUGGUAAUCUCAAACGCUAUUCCAGAAUCUCAAUAAUUCUUAAUCCAAAACCUUCUAAAAGAAAUAACCCUUAAACAUAUUUAUAGGCAUAAGCCAUAAAACUGUAAAUAUAACAAAUUACAUCCCUAAUUAAGAAAAACAAAACCCUAAGGUGAUUCUCCAUCAAAUGGUUUCUGUUCCUUUCUUUUCAGUUCUCUCCUAAUUUUUCUAUCCUAAGAAGAAAUUUAACAGUUUCUAUCCACUUCACUUCUUUCCAUUUCUUUCAUCCAAACAUGAUAUUAGUUUCAUUGAAGUAGUCAGUUCUUCACAUUCAGCUGCAGUCUGCCAAAAUCUCUGGUAACUAUGAAAUCUCAUAUAAGGUUUUUUAAUCCUAUAUUAUGCAUUCUUAGGGAAGUUUGAUUUCUAAAAUUUUCAUGAUACUAAUUUGUGCACUUCACUGGUUGUUAGUUUGCUACUUUUGUGCUACUUAAAAUUUUACUUACUGUAUUGCUAUAUUUAGAUCUUUAUACUAAUGCACAAUUCUAUGCCUGUUUUUUGAAGUACGCAUCUGUGAUUCUUGGAGCAUUGCUUCUUCCAUUUUUUGUGAAACUUCUGUAUUUCUAGGGAAACAGUAUCCUGGCAGAUUCUGGAACAGAGCAGCUAGAGUUUAUUGCUUUAUCUCAACGAAUAAAAGAUCCCAAAUACCAGCAGAAGGUGGAGAAUGUCAUCAAAGCAGUCCAUAAAAUCUUCCCUUCUGAUGGUUUGCUCCCUAUCUACAUCAAUCCUCAUAGUGGAACAACAGCAUACUCAACUAUUACAUUUGGUGCUAUGGGUGAUAGUUUUUAUGAAUACCUACUGAAAGCUUGGAUACAGGGAAACAAAACAGAAGCUGUAAAGCAUUACAGGGAUAUGUGGGAGACAUCAAUGAAAGGUCUGCAAAGCUUGAUUCGAAGAUCAACACCAUCCUCAUUCACUUACAUAUGUGAGAAGACUGGAAAUUCACUGUCUGACAAGAUGGAUGAAUUAGCAUGCUUUGCCCCUGGAAUGUUGGCUUUAGGAUCUUUUGGUUAUGGUCCAGGCGAAGCUGAAAAAUUCUUAGCACUUGCAGAAGAGCUUGCCUGGACUUGCUAUAAUUUCUAUCAGUCAACACCCACAAAAUUGGCUGGGGAGAACUAUUUCUUUCGCACUGGACAGGACAUGACUGUUGGUACAUCAUGGAAUAUUUUGAGGCCUGAGACCAUUGAGUCGCUCUUCUACCUCUGGCGUCUUACUGGAAAUAAAACAUACCAAGAAUGGGGUUGGAAUAUCUUCCAAGCAUUUGAAAGAAACUCCCGUAUAGAGACUGGGUAUGUCGGGCUUAAAGAUGUGAAUACAGGUGUCAAGGACAAUAUGAUGCAAAGUUUUUUCCUUGCGGAGACGCUCAAGUAUCUGUAUCUCCUGUUCUCACCUCCAUCUGUCAUCCCCCUUGAUGAAUGGGUUUUUAAUACAGAAUCUCAUCCUCUGAAAAUUGUGGCACGAAGUUCUGAUGAAAAGAAGUAGCUGUUUAAGUCAAUGCUGAAAAGAGGGUUCACGGGGUCUGAUUAGCCCCUUGGCAAAUACUUAAGAGUUCAGUUAUUCCCCCCAUCUGCCCCGCUUUAAGCUUGAACCACCUCAACUAAUUGUAGGAGUAGCGACCAAAGGUGUGCUCCAUCUGCAAAUUGAUGUUAUGUCUGUCUAUCAGUUUUGAUGGGGCCAGUAUUUGACAUAGAAUUGUAGUAGAUUAGUGCAUGUGCUGAUUAGUAUUUCCUGCAUAAUAGAUUUGAGAAAUGUGCAGGAACAUAUCAAGAUGAGAAUUGAUAUGACUCAAGUAAAAAAGAAACAAUGUAUUGUAGUGUAGUCGGAAGUCAAAAUACUUGGGGGUUUAGGUAAUCACAUAUAUCCCAUUGAGAUAGGAGUGCAAUUAUAUGAUUGGUAUUCAGUAUUGGAGAAUGUAGGUUAGGUAGAUAAGGCUUCAUAUUCUGGCUUUGCAGAAAUGGGAACUAUUGAGAUCAAAAGAUGAUAUUAUACUGUAUAUUCUACAUGACUUGUUGUAAGGAGGAUGAUUUAUUUGUUGGCAGCUGCCACGUAUCUUUAUCUGGCAUUAGAAGCUGAAAAGGAUCUUAGAGAAUAAAUUUCAGCAACAACUGUUACAUUGGGCUUGGAUUUAAGAUUGGGAUAGGUGUUUUUGAAUGAUAUGGUGUUGUAUUCUAGUAACAUGGAAAAAAAAGGCCUAUUCUCAUAUGUCCAUCAGUUGUUGACAAAAUUCUCCUAAUAAAAGCAUAAAAUCAUGUCUCCUUUAAA